UGACGAAAGCUUAAGCCUGCAGCUACCUAAUCCAGUGCAAUCGGGAUUACAUUGGGCUUUUCGUUUGCCGCUGGGACCGUUUGCAGAAUUUUCAAGUGAAGUUUCUUCCAUCACCCCGCGGACCCCAGACGAACCGACCCGGUGAUGUCGGACAGCAAGUACAUCACGCUCGUCUCGGGCGAUGGCUUCGAGUUUGUCGUUCUGCGCGAGGCAGCUCUAGUCAGCCCGACUAUCAAGGGCAUGCUGCGGAGCCCCUUCGUCGAGGCGCAAACAGGUCGCUGCACCUUUCCCGAGUUCAAUGCCAUUAUACUUGAAAAGGUGGUCGACUACUUCCACUACUGGCACCGCAACCAAGACAAGGAGGAUGUGCCCGACAUGGAGAUUCCUGUCGAGAUGUGCCUGGAGCUGCUAAUGGCGGCCAACUAUUUCAACCUCGACGCGAAGCCCACGCCGAGAGACUAAGAUGGGCAGCAUCUGAGCUCAACUCUCUAUUUCUAGCCUGAGCAUCCACGAAGCGUUUGCAUCAAUAGCGUUGGCAGGGUAC
Molecule: messenger RNA, 544 nt
Organism: Chaetomium fimeti
Lineage: Eukaryota; Fungi; Ascomycota; Sordariomycetes; Sordariales; Chaetomiaceae
Product: BTB/POZ protein
Exons: 2
Coding region: 145-462 (105 amino acids)
Biological process (GO): ubiquitin-dependent protein catabolic process
Cellular component (GO): elongin complex
Molecular function (GO): protein-macromolecule adaptor activity
Source: RefSeq, a predicted model, not a curated record